Molecule: messenger RNA, 393 nt
Organism: Phyllostomus hastatus (greater spear-nosed bat)
Lineage: Eukaryota; Metazoa; Chordata; Mammalia; Chiroptera; Phyllostomidae
Gene: INSL3
Product: insulin like 3
Exons: 2
Coding region: 1-393 (130 amino acids)
Biological process (GO): adenylate cyclase-inhibiting G protein-coupled receptor signaling pathway
Cellular component (GO): extracellular region
Molecular function (GO): hormone activity; G protein-coupled receptor binding
Source: RefSeq, a predicted model, not a curated record
AUGGACCCCCGUCUGUUCCCCUGGGCCCUGAUGCUGCUGGGCCCGGUUCUGAUACUGGCGCUGGGCCGAGCACCUGCCCCGGAGACGCCAGAGAAGCUGUGUGGCCGCCACUUCGUUCGCACACUAGUGCAAGUGUGUGGGGGCCCAAGCUGGUCCCCUGAACCCGAGAGGCUGGUGGCUGGUGGCAACCGUGAGCUGCUGCAAUGGCUGGAAGGACGACAUCUCCACGGGCUGGUGGCCAACAGGGACUCGAUGCUAUUACUCAGCCCUCAGCCCCUGCCCCAGGCCUCUCACCAUCACCACCGCCGCCGGGCAGCUGCUACCAACCCUGCACACCACUGCUGUCUCAGUGGCUGCACCUGGCAAGACUUGCUGGCCCUCUGUCCCCACUGA